This is a messenger RNA of Exophiala viscosa, 2216 nucleotides long. RefSeq names its product succinate dehydrogenase flavoprotein subunit, mitochondrial. Gene Ontology annotation, biological process: mitochondrial electron transport, succinate to ubiquinone; tricarboxylic acid cycle. Gene Ontology annotation, molecular function: succinate dehydrogenase (quinone) activity; flavin adenine dinucleotide binding; electron transfer activity. The record is from RefSeq and is a predicted model, not a curated record. The transcript has 6 exons. Bases 167 to 2113 code for a protein of 648 amino acids. NCBI's taxonomy places the organism in Eukaryota, Fungi, Ascomycota, Eurotiomycetes, Chaetothyriales, Herpotrichiellaceae.
GCCUUUACCCGAUUGGCCAAUGUGUCACCUCGGAGGUUCUGGGCUGCGCUCUUUUGCUCAAUCAAAGACGUAGUCCAUUCCUAUUCUUCCAAAUCGCCGCCAACGCCUGUCUUUAUCACAGCAGAUUUCUCGUCCGGUUCUCUUGGACAGUUUGACACUGUGCAAGAUGAGCUCGUCCAGCAUGCUUCGGAGCCUGGCUCCCACCAGCAAGUUUUCUCGAGCUCUCAAACCGACAAAAAGGCAAUUCUCUUCGACGAGUCCUGUCGCCCGUGUUGUCGCCUCCCAGCCUCUACGCGCAAAAGAAGCCUCGCCCUUUGCGAGCAAGUCAUACCCAGUUAUCGACCACCAGUACGAUGCGGUAGUAGUUGGAGCUGGAGGUGCAGGUCUAAGAGCUGCCUUUGGCCUUGCAGAAGCCGGGUUCAACACUGCCUGCGUAACAAAAUUGUUCCCCACGAGAAGUCACACUGUGGCGGCACAGGGCGGUAUCAAUGCUGCUCUGGGUAAUAUGCACGAAGACGACUGGAGGUGGCACAUGUACGAUACCGUAAAAGGAUCGGAUUGGCUAGGUGAUCAAGAUGCCAUUCAUUAUAUGACACGCGAAGCGCCCAGAUCAGUCAUCGAACUCGAAAGCUACGGAUGCCCAUUCUCCCGAACCGAAGACGGCCGAAUAUACCAGAGAGCUUUUGGCGGUCAAUCACAGAAAUUUGGAAAAGGUGGACAAGCGUACAGAUGUUGUGCAGCUGCCGACAGAACCGGUCACGCCCUCCUCCACACACUCUACGGUCAAUCCCUCCAUUACAACACCAACUACUUUAUUGAGUACUUUGCCCUCGAUUUGAUCAUGGAAGGCGGCGAGUGCAAGGGUAUCCUCGCAUAUAACCAGGAGGAUGGUACACUUCACCGAUUCCUGGCCAAGAACACCGUUUUGGCCACCGGUGGUUACGGUCGCGCAUACUUCAGCUGUACCUCCGCGCAUACUUGCACUGGAGACGGUAUGGCCAUGGUUGCUCGCGCAGGUCUUCCCAACCAGGAUCUGGAAUUCGUUCAAUUCCAUCCAACUGGUAUCUAUGGUGCUGGCUGUCUCAUCACUGAAGGUUCUCGAGGUGAAGGUGGUUAUCUACUGAAUUCGGAGGGUGAACGAUUCAUGGAACGUUAUGCCCCUACUGCUAAGGAUUUGGCCUCCCGAGACGUCGUGUCACGAUCAAUGACGAUGGAAAUCCGCGAAGGUCGUGGCGUUGGUCCUGACAAGGACCACAUUUACCUGCAGCUGAGCCAUUUGCCACCCGAGAUUCUCCACGAACGACUACCUGGUAUCUCCGAGACUGCUUCCAUCUUCGCCGGUGUCGAUGUUACCAAGCAACCUAUUCCCGUCCUGCCUACUGUCCACUACAACAUGGGUGGUAUCCCUACCAAAUACACUGGCGAAGUCCUUCGUAUCAGUGACAAGGGUGAGGAUGAGGUGGUUCCUGGAUUGUUUGCCUGCGGUGAAGCUGCUUGUGUCUCUGUCCAUGGAGCUAACCGGUUGGGUGCCAACUCCCUUCUCGACUUGAUUGUCUUUGGACGAGCCGUUUCUCACACCAUCCGAGACAACUUCACACCUGGUGAAAGCCAGCAGGAGAUCGCCGCCGAUGCUGCUGCAGAUUCGAUCAACGUCCUCGACAAGGUCCGCAACUCCGAUGGCCCCAAGAGCACCGCCGAAAUUCGAGCCGCUAUGCAGAAGGUCAUGCAGACCGAUGUCAGUGUCUUCCGAACACAAGAAUCUUUGGACGAGGGUGUCAAGAGAAUCAACGAUGUAGACAAACAGUUUGACGACGUUGGCAUCAAGGACAGAAGCAUGAUCUGGAACUCGGAUCUUGUUGAGACUCUUGAGCUGAGAAACUUGUUGACCUGCGCUACCCAAACUGCUGCUUCUGCUGCGAACCGAACGGAGUCUCGUGGUGCACACGCACGUGAGGACUUCCCGGAGCGAGAUGACGAGAACUGGAUGAAGCACACACUCUCAUGGCAGAAGUCGCCGCAAGGGAAGGUCGAACUUGGUUACCGAUCUGUGGUCGGCCACACUUUGGAUGAGAGCGAAUGCAAGGCCGUUCCUCCUUUCAAGCGAACUUAUUAAACAUGGACUGGCAAGCGAAGGUGUGAUGCGGGUUUGGCUUGUAUUUUGACGGCUAGUUUAUACCAUGACAGAAACACAAUGUAAAAAACCUCUUGAUAAACCU